AUGGGGUUGCUGUCAGCACAAGCAGUGUUCCCGACCAUGAGAAAUGUGAUGGUAACUAGAGCUGAACCAAAUCCCGAUCAUCAGUCCAUGGUCUGCAGCACAUGGGGAAAUUUCCACUUCAACACCUUUGAUGGUUAUUUCUUUCAACUGCCAGACACAUGCAACUACGUUCUGGCGAGGAUGUGCAGCAGUGUUUCUGAUUUUAACAUCCAAAUGAAAAGAAAGAUUGUAAAUGAUUCAAUAAUUUUCAGCAAAAUCUUUAUAGUGUUGGAGGGGACAGUCAUCAAUCUCAGUAAUGGCAACAUCUUUAUGGAUGACCAAGAGGUGACUGAGGCAACCUAUAAGAAUGGAAUUACAAUCGAGCUAGGCACAUCAAGUGUUAAGAUCUCAAACAAACAUGGAUUGACUGUCUUUUGGGAGAAGCACGACUCGAUAUUGAUUGAACUUCCCACAAAGUACCAAGGCCAGACCUGUGGACUCUGUGGAAACUUCAACGGCAACAAGACUGAUGAUGACCAUGAUGUGGCGACAGAGAAGGAGUCUACAGAAUCCUGUGGGGAAAUUGAACUUCAUUCAAAUGAUCAAUGCGGAAACCAGUCAAGCAUUUGUCAGCAGUAUCUCAGCAGUUCGGGGUUUGAUGAUUGCUGGCAUGUGCUGGACAUGAGUUCAUUUGAAAAGGCCUGUGAAAACGACCUGUGUCAAUGUUACGGGAAACACGACUGUCUCUGCAACACACUCACAGAGAUUUCACGACAGUGCACGCAUGCAGGUGGCAGACCGGGAACAUGGAGAACAGACCAGCUCUGUCAGAAGAAUUGCCCACUAAACAUGACAUACUUGGAGUGUGGAAGUCCAUGCAAGAAAACCUGCAAAGAUCCAGAAGGAAGCAAGUUGUGUAAAGAUCACUGUGUGGAUGGCUGUUUCUGCCUUGAAGGCACUGUGGAAGAUGUUAUCGGUAAUAGCGGUUGUAUAUCUGUGAAUGACUGCCCAUGUGAGCAUGAUAGCACAAUAUAUAAAUCGGGAGAAUCAUACACACAAGCGUGUAAAACAUGUGUGUGUGCUGCUGGAUAUUGGAAUUGCACAGGUCUGGAAUGUCCCGGAAUCUGCUCUAUUGUUGGAGGGUCUCACAUCACCACUUAUGAUGGAAAAAGCUUCACCUUCAGCGGCAACUGUGAAUACAUCCUCACUAAGCACUCUAUUGGCAAUGAUAUUGCAGUUCUGGGCAAUCUGGCAAAUUGUGAUCCAAGCUUAAAAGACACAUGCCUUAAAUCUGUAAGCCUUGUCAUCUCAGGGACCAUUAUUAGUUUUUCCUCCAAUGGGGAUAUAACACUAAAUGGAACGGAAACAAAAAGCCUUCAUGUCAAAGAUGGUGCGGUCAUCUUCCAGCCCUCAACCUCCUUUAUCAUUGCUGAUUUGAAGAGUCUUCGUCUAGAGAUCCAGUUGGCUCCAGUCAUGCAGUUGUAUAUUGUAGCCAGCCCUGAAGGGAAAGGGAAACUGAGUGGUCUUUGUGGAAACUAUAAUGAUGUCCAAAAAGAUGACUUUAAAACCGAAUCAGAUAUUAUAGAGGGGACACCAACAACCUUUAUCAAUUUUUGGAAGCACACGGACAGUUGUCCAGAUCUUGACUUCAUUUUAGAAAAUCCAUGUAGCGUGAAUUUGCAAAAAGAUCAAAUGGCCAAAGAAUGGUGCAUCCAGCUUACAAACCCAAAUGGAACAUUUGCCUCAUGCCAUUCAGUAAUAUGUCCUGAGAUUUACUAUCAAAGGUGCGUCUAUGACACCUGUAAGUGUGAAGAUAUUAAGAAGUGUAUGUGUGCAGCCCUGUCCACCUAUGCCCAUGCCUGUGCUGCCAGAGGAAUCAUUCUCCGGGGAUGGAUGGAUUCCUACCCCUGUGACACUAUUUCGGAUUGUUCAAACAACAUGAAGUACUCCUACCAUGUGACCAGCUGUGGCAGCACCUGUCGUUCUCUCAGUGGGCAAGAUUACACCUGCAAUUUAUCCACACCUGUAUAUGGAUGUGUCUGUCCUGAGGGCACCUACCUCAAUGAUGCAGGCAGCUGUGUGCAUGCUGACCAAUGUCCUUGUUACUCUGGAAGCCAGGUCAUAGAGCCAUCAGGGAUAAUCUACAAGGAUGAAGCAGAAUGCACCUGCAAUCAUGGCUUUUUAGAGUGCUCCAGCCCAGAAGUCUGUAAGGAUCCAAUGGUCUUUUUCAACUGCUCAAAUUACGAACCAAGACAAAAUGGAAAAGAAUGUCAGAGGACAUGUCAGAACCAACAACUAAACAAUUGCGUGAGCACAGCGUGUAAAUCAGGGUGUAUGUGCCCAAAUGAUCUUCUGGCUGAUGGUGAAGGUGGGUGUAUGCAUAAAGAAAACUGUCCCUGUGUCCUUAAUGGAGACACAUAUUUACCUGGGAAACAGAUUAAACAGGACUGUAACAUCUGCAAAUGCAAAGAUGGCAUGUGGACUUGUACAAAUAAAGAGUGUUAUGGCACAUGUACCAUCUAUGGUGAAGGUCAUUUUAAGACAUUUGACGGAAAGAGAUAUUCUUUUCAAAAAGACUGUGAAUACAUCUUAGCUCAUGAUUAUUGCAAUAUGCAACACAGUCCCUCUUUCCGCCUCAUCUCAGAGAACGUGCCCUGUGGCAGCACCACCACUAUUUGCUCCAGGUCCAUCAGUCUCUUCAUUGGGAGAGACAAAGUGAUUUUAUCCGAAGAGAAAGGAGUCAUUGUUGAAAGCAACAGCACUGAUUAUGAAUAUAAAAUCCAUUCUGCUGGAAUCUACAUUAUAAUCGAGGUCAGAGAUUUUUUAAACUUAAUCUGGGACAAUGAAACGAGUCUGAUGCUCCAACUCCAUACCAACUUUAAGGACAAGGUGUGUGGACUGUGUGGAAACUUUGAUGGUAAUGCGAAUAAUGACUUUGUAAAGCAUGAUGGAGAAGAGGUCACUGAUGCAGAGGAAUUUGGCAAUAGCUGGAAAGUUAAUCCCAGCUGCCCAGAUGUGACAAACCCGAUGGACAUUUGUGAACCAAAUCUUCAUCAGCAUGCCUGGGUUGAAAAACAAUGCGCCAUCAUCACAGGUGCCGUCUUUAAGAACUGCACUUCUCUUGUGGACCCUUUACCAUACUAUGAUGCCUGUAUAAGUGACACCUAUGCAUGUGUUGCUGGGGGUGAUUGCAAUUGUUUCUGCACUGUGUUGGCAGCCUAUGCUGCUGAAUGCCGUAAAAAGGGAGCUUUUGUGAAAUGGCGGAGCCCAAAGAUUUGCCCUUUAUUCUGUGAAUUCUACGACCCUUCGGAAACAUGUGAGUGGCACUAUAAACCCUCUGAAUCGCCCUGCAUGAAAACCUGCAGUAACCCAUUAGGGACCUGCUCUGAUCAAAUUCCUCCUGUUGAAGGAUGUUUUCCUAAGUGCCCUCCAGAGAAGCCAUAUCUUGUGGACCAUAAUAUGACAUGUGUUACAAUAUGUAACUGUAUGUACAAAAACACGGAAUACCGUCCUAAAUCAAUUGUGUACCGAACCUCAGAUGGGAAUGGUACAUGUUCCGAGGCAAUAUGUAAAGAAAAUGGGGAAAUAUUAAUAUUCAAAAUCAAUUGCAAAAGCAACCACAACAUUACUACUACAACUAAUACAGUGACAACCACAACUCCAACAAUUACAACCACUACUAUACCCACACCUACAUCAACACCUAUAAUUACUGCAACCACUACUACGACCACUCCCACAACUACUGUAACCCCAACACCUACCGAGACAGAAAGAGUGUCUUCAACUUCAACAGCUACAACAACACCUACCUCAACCGAACCUCCAUCUACAACUACAACAACCACUGUUACAUCAACAUCUACAGAAACAUUUACUACUACAACUAAUACAGUGACAACCACAACUCCAACAAUUACAACUACUCCUAUAACCACACCUACAUCAACACCAAUUAUUACUGCUACGACUACUACGACCACUCCCACAACUACUGUAACCCCAACACCUACAGAGACAGAAACAGUGACUUCUACUUCAACGGCUACAACAACACCUACCUCAACUGAACCUCCAUCUACAACUACAACAACCACUGUUACAUCAACAUCUACAUCAACAGAAACAUUUACUACUACAACUAAUACAGUGAUAACCACAACUCCAACAAUUACAACCACUACUAUACCCACAACUACAUCAACACCUAUAAUUACUGCAACCACUACUACUGUAACAACAACACCUACCUCAACCAAACCUCCAUUUACAACUACAACAACCACUGUCACACCAACAUCAACAUCAACACCUAUAAGUAAUACUACCACCUGUUGUCUUUGGUCAGAUUGGUUCGACAACCAAGAACCCAGCACAGACAACACAGGAAUCGAAAUUGAAUCCAUCAAUGAAUUGUGGGAAAAUAAAAAAAUUACCUGUCAGAGACCAUAUGAUAUUGAAUGUAAGGCAAAAGAUUAUGAAAAUAUAGACUUGGCAACAUCGGGAGAAAAAGUCUCUUGCAAUACAUCAUUUGGUCUGUUAUGUUCCAAUAAAGAUAAUUUACGAAAUGUGAACCACCCAUUAUGCCGAAAUCAUAAAAUACGUGUACUAUGUUGCCCACAUAUUUGUACACCCCCUAAAACAACCACUUCUACAUCAACACCUUUAAUUACUACUACCACUACUACAACCACUCCCACAACUACUGUAACACCAACACCUACCAAGACAGAAACAGUGACUUCUACUACAACGGCUACAACAACACCUACCUCAACCGAACCUCCAUCUACAACUAAAACAACCACUGUUACAUCAACAUCUACAUCAGCUGAAACAUUUAAUUCUACAACUAAUUCAAUGACAACCACAACUCCAACAAUUCCAACCACUACUAUACCCACACCUACAUCAACACCUAUAAUUACUGCAACCACUACUAUGACCACUCCCACAACUACUGUAACCCCAACAUCUACCGAGACAGAAACAGUGACUUCUACUUCAACAGCUACAACAACAACUACCACAACCCAACCUCCAUCUACAACAACCACUGUCACACCAAAAUCUACAUCAACAGAAACAUUUACUACUACAACUAAUACAGUGACAACCACAACUCCAACAAUUACAACCACCCCUAUAUCCACACCUACAUCAACACCAAUUAUUACUGCUACGACUACUACGACCACUCCCACAACUACUGUAACCCCAACACCUACCGAGACAGAAACAGUGACUUCUACUUCAACGGCUACAACAACACCUACCUCAACCGAACCUCCAUCUACAACUACAACAACCACUGUUACAUCAACAUCUACAUCAACAGAAACAUUUACUACUACAACUAAUACAGUGACAACCACAACUCCAACAAUUACAACCACUACUAUACCCACAACUACAUCAACACCUAUAAUUACUGCAACCACUACUACGACCACUCCCACAACUACUGUAACCCCAACACCUACCUCAACCAAACCUCCAUUUACAACUACAACAACCACUGUCACACCAACAUCAACACCUAUAAGUAAUACUACCACCUGUUGUCUUUGGUCAGAUUGGUUCGACAACCAAGAACCCAGCACAGACAGCACGGGAAUCGAAAUUGAAUCCAUCAAUGAAUUGUGGGAAAAUAAAAAAAUUACCUGUCAGAGACCAUAUGAUAUUGAAUGUAAGGCAAAAGAUUAUGAAAAUAUAGACUUGGCAACAUCGGGAGAAAAAGUCUCUUGCAAUACAUCAUUUGGUCUGUUAUGUUCCAAUAAAGAUAAUUUACGAAAUGUGAACCACCCAUUAUGCCGAAAUCAUAAAAUACGUGUACUAUGUUGCCCACAUAUUUGUACACCCCCUAACACAACCACUUCUACAUCAACACCUUUAAUUACUACUACCACUACUACAACCACUCCCACAACUACUGUAACACCAACACCUACCAAGACAGAAACAGUGACUUCUACUACAACGGCUACAACAACACCUACCUCAACCGAACCUCCAUCUACAACUAAAACAACCACUGUUACAUCAACAUCUACAUCAACUGAAACAUUUACUUCUACAACUAAUUCAAUGACAACCACAACUCCAACAAUUACAACCACUACUAUACCCACACCUACAUCAACACCUAUAAUUACUGCAACCACUACUAUGACCACUCCCACAACUACUGUAACCCCAACACCUACCGAGACAGAAACAGUGACUUCUACUUCAACAGCUACAACAACACCUACCUCAACCGAACCUCCAUCUACAACUACAACAACCACUGUUACAUCAACAUCUACAGAAACAUUUACUACUACAACAAUUACAACCACUACAAUACCCACACCUACAUCAACACCUAUAAUUACUGCAACUACUACUACGACCACUCCCACAACUACUGUAACCCCAACACCUACCGAGACAGAAACAGUGACUUCUACUUCAACGGCUACAACAACACCUACCUCAACUGAACCUCCAUCUACAACUACAACAACCACUGUCACACCAACAUCUACAUCAACAGAAACAUUUACUACUACAACUAAUACAGUGACAACCACAACUCCAAAAAUUACAACUACUCCUAUAACCACACCUACAUCGACACCAAUAAUUACUGCUACGACUACUACAACCACUCCCACAACUACUGUAACCCCAACACCUACAGAGACAGAAACAGUGACUUCUACUUCAACGGCUACAACACCUACCUCAACCGAACCUCCAUCUGCUACUACUACAACAACCACUGUCACAUCAACAUCUUCAUCAACAGAAGCAUCUACUACUACAACUAAUUCAGUGACAACCACAACUCCAACAAUUACAACAACUCACUAUACCCACACCUACAUCAACACCUAUAAUUACUGCAACCACUACUGCGACCACUCCCACAACUACUGUAACACCAACACCUACCGAGACAGAACCAGUGACUUCUACUUCAACGGCUACAGCAACCCCUACCUCAACCGAACCGCCAUCUACAACUACAACAACCACUCAACCCCUACCUCAACCGAACUGCCAUCUACAACUACAACAACCACUGUUACAUCUACAUCAACAGAAACAUUUACUACUACAACUAAUACAGUGACAACCACAGCUCCAACAAUUACAACCACUACUAUACCCACACCUACAUCAACACCUAUAAUUACUGCAACCACUACUACGACCACUCCCACAACUACUGUAACACCAACACCUACCGAGACAGAAGCAGUGACUUCUACUUCAAUGGCUACAACAACACCUACCUCAACCGAACCGCCAUCUACAACUACAACAACCACUGUCACGCCAACAUCUACAUCAACUGAAACAUUUACUACUACAACUAAUACAGUGACAACCACAACUCCAACAAUUACAACCACUACUAUACCCACACCUACAUCAACACCUAUAAUUACUGCAACCACUAGUACGACCACUCCCACAACUACUGUAACACCAACACCUACCGAGACAGAAAGAGUGACUUCUACUUCAACGGCUACAACAACACCUACCUCAACCAAACAGCCAUCUACAACUACAACAACCACUGUUACAUCAACAUCUACAUCAAAAGAAACAUUUACUACUACAACUAAUACAGUGACAACAACAACUCCAACAAUUACAACCACUACUAUACCCACACCUACAUCAACACCUAUAAUUACUGCAACCACUACUACGUCCACUCCCACAACUACUGUAACACCAACACCUACCGAGACAGAAAGUGUGUCUUCUACUUCAAUGGCUACAACAACAUCUACCUCAACUGAACCUCAAUCUACAACUACAACAACCACUGUCACACCAACAUCUUCAUCAACAGAAGCAUCUACUUCUACAACUAAUUCAAUGACCACCACAACUCCAACAAUUACAACAACUCAUAUACCCACACCUACAUCAACACCAAUAAUUACUGCAACCACUACUGUGACCACUCCCACAACUACUGUAACACCAACACCUACCGAGACAGAACUAGUGACUUCUACUUCAACGGCUACAGCAACCCCUACCUCAACCGAACCGCCAUCUACAACUACAACAACCACUGUUACAUCUACAUCAACAGAAACAUUUACUACUACAACUAAUACAGUGACAACCACAACUCCAACAAUUACAACCACUACUAUACCCACACCUACAUCAACACCUAUAAUUACUGCAACCACUAGUACGACCACUCCCACAACUACUGUAACACCAACACCUACCGAGACAGAAAGAGUGACUUCUACUUCAACGGCUACAACAACACCUACCUCAACCGAACAGCCAUCUACAACUACAACAACCACUGUCACACCAACAUCUUCAUCAACAGAAGCAUCUACUUCUACAACUAAUUCAAUGACCACCACAACUCCAACAAUUACAACAACUCAUAUACCCACACCUACAUCAACACCUGUAAUUACUGCUACGACUACUACGACCACUCCCACAACUACUGUAACCCCAACACCUACCGAGACAGAAAGAGUGUCUUCUACUUCAACGGCUACAACACCUACCUCAACCAAACCUCCAUCUACAACUACAACAAUAACAUCUACAGAAACAUCAACUACUGUCACUUCUUCAACAAUGUUCACUGUAUCACAUUUCAGUUACCAAACACCUAAAGAACAGAUUGUAAAUACAACACAAAGUUCUACAAUCAUCACUCCCAAUUCCACAUGUUACUGCACAUACAACAAUGAAAAAUACCUACCAGGGUCUACAAUCUACAGUAAACCUGAUAAAGAGCACUUGUGCUAUAUUACAUACUGCAACUUCUCUUGUUAUAUUGUGGAAGAGAUUCGAAAUUGCAGUAAACCCCCUCCAGCAUGUCUCAAUGGCACCCAUAUGAUAAAUGCACAAAACCUGCAUAAAUGGGGAAGUCAUAUCAGACCUCCAAAAUGUGACCCAAAUCCUGCUGUCAUGCCUCAAUGUGUCAAUGGAUUAGAUCCUGUGAAAGUGUAUUAUAACAAUGGCUGUUGCUUCAAGUAUGAGUGUGAAUGUUACUGCAAUGGCUGGGGUGACCCUCACUACAGUACAUUUGAUGGGAAAUAUUAUACUUUCCAAGGAAACUGCACCUAUGUGCUGGUCCAAGAAAUCAUUCCAAGAUAUAAUAUCAGCAUAUAUGUUAAAAAUUAUUAUUGUGAUGUUAUAAAUAGUCUUUCUUGUCCUGAGUAUGUGAUUGUGAAUUACAAAUCCUAUCAAAUUAAGCUCACAAGUGAUAGAAAAGUGGUUCAGGUCUACAUUAAUGGAAUAAACAAGAAGCCAACAAUCAUAAAUGAAUUCUUCACCAUCACCAGUGUUGACAUGGCAGUGCUUGUGAACAUCACUGAAAUCAAUGUUGAGAUUAACGUCAACAACCUAGGCUUUAGUAUCAAACUCCCAUUCUCCUACUUCCAUGGAAAUACAGAAGGACAGUGUGGCUUUUGUGACAACAAAACUGAAAAUGACUGCAGACUUCCUAAUGGAACAGUUGAUAAAUCAUGUGAGCAUAUGGCAAAUUUUUGGAUGGUCCCCCCAGGUUGCAUCCCCCAACCUCCCCCUUCACCUCCACCUACACCUACACCUACACCCCCGCCUAUCUGCAAAGUCAUCACGAGCAAAUUGUUUGAGGCCUGCCAUGCGGUUGUUCCUCACAAAAACUAUUAUGAGGCAUGUAACUACGAUGUGACCAGAAUGAAAAAUGACUCUUUUGCCUGCUCCAGUCUGGAGGCCUACGCUCAACUAUGUGGCCAGAAGUUUGUCUGUGUGGACUGGAGAAACUCACCUGAGCUCAAAGGGCUAUGUGAAUACAAGUGCCCCGUGCAAAAGGUCUACAAGGGAUGUGGGCCUAAAGUGGAAAAAUCCUGCAGUACAAGUUCCAAUAAUCUGGUUUUGGGGACAGAAUGUCAAGGAGAAAAUUGUAACAAAGCAGUGACAGAAGGUUGUUACUGCCCUGAUAACACAUAUCUGGUUAAUCUAAAUUCAGAUAAGUGUACAGCUUACUGUGAUUGUACUGGCCCUGAUGGAUCACCUAAACAGCCUGGGGAUACAUGGACCGAUAACUGUGCUACAUACAAUUGCACUAAUAUGGGCAUGCGUGUGAAAGUGCAUUUCAAGUGUCCACCUCAAAAAGUCUGUGGCGUCGGAUACAAAAGCACAACUGAAAACUGCUGCCCAACCUGUGUGUGUGAUUUUGAGGAGUGUCUUAAGAAAAGAUGUGAUGUGGGAUAUGAGUUUGCAGUUCAUACACCUGCGGACAGUUGUUGUCCACCCUGUGUGCCCAAAGAUGUCUGUGUGUACAAUAACACAGAGUACAAGCCUGGCGUUAAAAUCCCCUCAGACCCGUGUGUGGAAUGUAACUGUACAGUGAAAAAAGGCCCGCUGACUAAACCACAUAAAGUGACUUGUUAUAAUAAAGUCUGCAAAAAUUGCUCUGAGGGUUUUGAAUAUGUGAAACAAGGAGGAGAGUGCUGUGGAACAUGUACGCCUAUAGGUUGUGUUUAUAAAGCACCAGACAACACCAGCCGUAUUCUCAAGGUUGGAGAAAUACAAAAUUACAAAUGUCAAAACAUUUCCUGCCACAAAAUUGAUGGCUUAUUUGUUAUGGAAAGCACCAAAAUGAACUGCCUUGUCUCAACUUCCACUGAUUGUGAGCCUGGUUCUGAAUAUGUGAAACAAAUAGAAGACUGCUGUGGAACAUGUAAGCCAAUAAAAUGUGUUUAUUAUGCCAAAGACAACACCAGCCAUGUUCUCAAGGACGGAGAAGGGUACAUCGAAAAUUGUACAACUGUUACCUGCCAUGAGAUUAAUGGCUCAUUUGUGAUAUUUGAGACUGAAAAAGACUGCCCUUACUUUAAUCAAGAUGACUGUAAACCUGGUUCUGAAUAUGUGAAACAAUUAGAAGACUGCUGUGGAACAUGUAAGCCAAUAAAAUGUGUUUAUUAUGCCAAAGACAACACCAGCCAUGUUCUCAAGGACGGAGAAGGGUACAUCGAAAAUUGUACAACUGUUACCUGCCAUGAAAUUAAUGGCUCAUUUGUGAUAUUUGAGACUAAAAAAGACUGCCCUUACUUUAAUCAAGAUGACUGUAAACCUGGAACAGAGCGAUAUGACAUAAAUCAAUGUUGCAAGAUCUGUGAGCCCAAGAACUGCGUUCUAGUGCAGAACACCACCAAUGUGCAUGCAAAUAAUUGUAAAUCCAUUGAGGCUAUUGAACUGACAUCCUGCAGUGGCCACUGUGACACCCAAUCAAUGUAUUCUAUGCAAAUGAAUGCCAUGAUGCACAGCUGUUCUUGCUGCCGGGAGGAGAAAACCAGCCAUAAAAAUGUGACGCUGAAGUGUCCCGAUAACAGUGAGAUCCUUUAUCACUACGACUAUGUUGAAAGCUGCAGAUGCACUCCUACAGAGUGUGAAAACCAGAAGACUAACGGAUAAAUGAUCAUGUUUCAUAUCUGCCUGAUCUUAACUUGAUUAUUGCAGAUUUGAACAUGACUGAAUCAGUCACGCUGAGAAAUAUAUAACAGAAAAUUACAAUACUGAUGAUUUAAACUGUGUGAGACUUUUAAAUGGCAACCAUUAUUAAAGCCAUAAUAUUUUAUUCACUUUUUUAAUUUAGGUGUAUGGUUUACUCUAAUGAUAAUAUUUUUCUUACAUAAAAAUAAAAUAAAACAU
Xyrauchen texanus (razorback sucker) is the source of this 11667-nucleotide messenger RNA. RefSeq names its product mucin-2. Gene Ontology annotation, cellular component: extracellular region; extracellular matrix. The record is from RefSeq and is a predicted model, not a curated record. Gene Ontology annotation, molecular function: hormone activity. NCBI's taxonomy places the organism in Eukaryota, Metazoa, Chordata, Actinopteri, Cypriniformes, Catostomidae.